Messenger RNA from Trematomus bernacchii (emerald rockcod), 1457 nucleotides. It is a transcript of the gene rgs9a, whose product is annotated as regulator of G protein signaling 9a. Bases 1 to 1437 code for a protein of 478 amino acids. The transcript has 17 exons. NCBI's taxonomy places the organism in Eukaryota, Metazoa, Chordata, Actinopteri, Perciformes, Nototheniidae. The record is from RefSeq and is a predicted model, not a curated record. Gene Ontology annotation, biological process: G protein-coupled receptor signaling pathway; regulation of G protein-coupled receptor signaling pathway; intracellular signal transduction.
AUGACAAUAAGAAGAGCCCGUCCAGACCGGGUGCAACAUUUCCGUCCCCGCAUGCACUGCCUUAACAAGCUGGAGGCCGUGGUGGUGGAGAUGCAGAGCGGGGUGAAGGGCUCCGAGCAGAAACUCAACGUCACCACCAUCCCUCAUGUGAUCACUGGUAAAGACAUCAUUGCAUGGAUUACCAACAAGAUGAAGACCACUACAGAAGAGAGUGAGGCCUUUGGCACCAUGUUGGUGGCCUAUGGCUACAUCUACCCUCUGCAGAACCACAGGAAGCUGGUGAUGUGCAACGACACCAGCCUCUACCGCUUCCAGACCCCAUACUUUUGGCCCACACAGAAAUGGGUUGCAGAGGACUCUGACUAUGCCAUUUACCUGGCAAAGAGGAACAUCCGCAAGAAAGGCAUGCUGGAACCCUACGAACAGGCACAUUACAACCACCUCCAUGAAUGGCUGAACCACAAGUGGGACUUUAUCGUGAUGCAGGCCACUGAGCAGUACAAGGCUGGUAAGGAGAGGAAGAAGCCGGACCGUGUGGUGUUUGACUGCCAGGAGAGAGCCUACUGGAUAGUGAACAAACCACCGCGUCGUACUCACAGUGCUAUGGACAGCGGUCUAGAGCUUCUUAUUGAUCCUAACUCGGAUGAGAAAAUCCCUUUUGACACGUACAGACGCAUGAACCUGUUCUAUCAACAAGCUAUCAUGAGGUCAAAGGUCAAAUCUAGCGUGUCCCUUGGAGCACUGAACAAGUACGUCGCAACUUACAAAAACCACGACCCCUUCCUCGCCCCGUGUCUACCCAGCAACCCCUGGCUAACCGACAACGACACGUACUGGACGCUCAACAUGAGACAACUGGAGGUCCCCACUAAGAUGCGGGUGGAGCGCUGGUCCUUCAGCCUGUUCGAGCUGCUGAGCGACCUGCGAGGCCGAGACGACUUCAAGAUCUUCCUCAAGAAGGAGUUCAGCGGUGAGAACCUGGCAUUUUGGGAGGCAGCUGAAGAACUAAAGUGGGGCACUGCAUCUUCAAUGACAUCUAAAGCUGAGACCAUUUUCAAGACCUUCCUGGCCCCCGGGGCCCCCCGCUGGAUCAACAUUGAUGGCAGGACCAUGGGCCUGACGGUGAAGGGCCUGGAUCAUCCUCACCGCUACGUGCUGGAGGCCGCACAGACACACGUGUUCCUGCUCAUGAAGAAGGAUACUUUCUUCCGCUACCUCAAGUCACCAGUGUACAAAGAAAUCCAGAAGAAGGCUCUGAACCCUGAGCCGCAUAACUUCAGUCCAGGCCAGCUGGAGCAAAAUGCUCAGAACCGGAGCCCAGGCAUCCAUCCCCUGAUCCUCUGGCAGCAGGACGAGGCAGAGAAGGCCAAGGCAGCCGCCGCCUCUGUCCCCGUGGAUGUCAAGGCCUUGAUGAGCAAAUUAGACAGGAAGAAGUAGAGAAAUAGAGUGUGUGAUUG